Molecule: messenger RNA, 945 nt
Organism: Leishmania braziliensis MHOM/BR/75/M2904
Lineage: Eukaryota; Euglenozoa; Kinetoplastea; Trypanosomatida; Trypanosomatidae
Exons: 1
Coding region: 1-945 (314 amino acids)
Source: RefSeq, a predicted model, not a curated record
AUGACCUCCACAUCUGAGAUCGGCGAUGCCACGUCGUCUUCGAACGAAACUUCGCUGUCAGCGAGGUCGAUUGCUGUUCCCGAGUGUGCAAGUACGCGCUGCAACACCCCUAGUGUGACGGCUGGUGCAGCAGUGCAGCCCCUCUCUCGGGUGUCCUCGUUGCAUCAGUGCGGUACCAACAUCUCGUUGCUCUACAAGCUCUCCGCAGAGGACGCUGCGCUCCGCGCCCGCAUUGCUGUCAAUGCCAAGGUUCUUCUUAACGUGCUGACUGGCUACGAGGCGGAUGACAUUAUCGACUUGCUCUACGUUAACGAAGCGUGGUUCUCGACGGAAGUGCUGAUCUACUCCCUGUGUUUGGUGAACCGCCUAACCUUUCGCUAUCCGAGCUGGUGUGCCACACACGCCGAAACAGACUGCGAGGAAAUCAGUGGGAUGGAGCCACACGUGCGCUGCAGCUUCAGUUCCAGCGUGCAGACCUCGCACCUCACGCUUCCGCACGUGUGCAGCAGUACCUCCAGCGAUACUAGCCACGCCGAUAACUACGACGAAGUCCCAAUGGGCGAUUCUCUGUUGCCCUCCAAAGAGCGCGUUCUUAGCGCCAGCACUAACAGUCUCGGCGAUGUGUUUAACCGCCACAACACGCGCCGCCGCAUCGUGGCACUUCUCUUGAUCUCCGGCAAGUUUCACGGCGAUGUUGUCUACAAGACGUCCUCGCUGGCGAACGUGUUGAACAAGUUCCGUGACGAGCAGCGCGCUGUGGCCACCCUUGCUUCUUCCCCAGCUACUGUCUCUGUCAAGUCGGUGCCGAGCCGUCUCCUUCCUCGUAUUACGCCUGACCACCUUGGGCAGUGCGAGAAGCGACUCUUCCAGGAGCUGAGCUACACCAUCUUGGUGAGCAGGGAUGAGUACCAACACUGUGAGGACAUCGUCUUGCAAGGGAUCUGA